AUGAAGAGUGAAACUGAAGUGACAUCUUUGAACAUUAAGUUGGCGAGAUUUUUGCUAACUUAUAGAAUCACCCCCCACUCAACCACCGGAGAGCCACCGUCCCAGUUGUUUUUGGGAAGAAGAUUACGCACUCGACUGGACUUGUUAAAACCAGAUCUCUUCAUCCAGGUAAACAACCGUCAGAUAGACCAGUCUGUUGCCAAGAGUGGUUCUGUAACAAGGCAUUUUGCCAUUGGUCAGAGGGUGAUAGCACGAAAUUACACUGGAAAGUCAAAGUGGGUACCCGGUAUUGUACGUGCACGAUUGGGACCCCUGUCUUAUGAAGUGGAGAUUGGGCCUAACCUAGUUUGGCGUCGACACACGGAUCAACUCCGAGAUUCCAAUGUUCCUGUUACAGACAGACACCCGCCAGUUUCAUACCCCUUGCCUUUUCCACUCCCAGCCACGACCACUGAUCACCCAGUAGCUGAACUACCUGAACAGACAGAAGUUGUCUCGAGGGAGACAGACUGCCCGUCACCCAAAUGCAAUCCAGUGGCUGAAUCGUCCGCUAGCAGCUCACCGAGCCAGAUUGAACAUGUUCCUGUAAAACGAUACCCUUCCAGAGUGCGGAAACCCCCAGUUCGGAUGGAUCUUUGA
This is a messenger RNA of Stylophora pistillata, 639 nucleotides long. RefSeq lists its product as uncharacterized. The record is from RefSeq and is a predicted model, not a curated record. Lineage: Eukaryota; Metazoa; Cnidaria; Anthozoa; Scleractinia; Pocilloporidae.